AAAAAAAAGGAAUUAGAUUCCAAACACCAUCAAGAAAAGUGAUGAAAUGAAGGUGGCGUAUGGUGCUAUAGAGAUUAGUCAAAAAGCUACAAUAACCUCCACCAUCCCUCUAAUCAAAGAAAAAGCCAUGAACUCCAAAGCUGUUUUUGUUGAAGAUGGAGAGCUCAAAUUCAAAGACACAGGUUAUCAAGCCAUUGUUCUUGAAAGCUGGUAUACCUUUGGCUCUUUCUGUGGCUGGUUUUAUCUAUGCUAGGAUCGUAUCAAGAAGAAAUAUAAUUUCUGAAAAUCCUUCUUUGGAAACCAAGUUGGAUUCCCUGGAAAAUUUUGAUUCUCAUGAGGUGUUUUUGAAUAAUUCUGCAAAAGUUGAUGAAGAACACAUGAUCACAAGUUCCCAAGCUUCGAGCUCAAUAGAGAGUUCAGAUCUUUCUCAUGAUAAGGCUAGUUUUGAAGGAGAGUUAUUAGGAUUCAGAAACAGAAUUGAGAAGCUGCAAGAGAGGGUGUUGGCCCUGGAAACUCAGUUUCUUCAAUGUCUUGCCAUGAAAGAUGAAGAAGCUUUGCUAAUGGAGAUAAAGAAUAAGUUGGUAGUGGAGGCUGCUCAUGUUGAGUUCUUGGAUAGAGAGGUUUCUUCAAUGGAAGCUGAGAAAGAAAGAUUUGAGAAUCUGGUGGUAGAGUAUCUAAGAAUUCUUCAACAGCUUAAAUUCACAAAGCUGGAAAAUGGGUUUCUUCGAAGGAAAGUAAAGAGGAUUUCCAAGAAAAUGAAAGAGCAAUCGAGCUUAGUAAGAGAAAAGGACUUGAAGAUUGAAGCAACGGAAGCAGAAAUCUUGAGAUGCUAUGAUGAAUUAGAAACAAGGGCUAGCAUUAUAAAGAAAAUGGAGGAUGAAGUUAGAGAACUGCAUACCACUGUUGAUCAACUUCAGGAAGAGAAGAAUGAACUUCUGCUAAAGCUAAAUCCUGCAGAAAAUUCAGACACAUCAACAUCAAAGAUUGAUGCAGCUGUGACAAUGGAAGAUUACAAUCAGCUUGUACAUGAACUAGAACAACUACAAAAAGACAGAGCAACUGAAUUUGCAGAACUAACUUACUUGAAAUGGACUAAUGCUUGCUUAAGGCAUGAGUUGGUGAGAAAUCAUGAACAAGAGCAGCAAACUGAGCAGAAGAAGGAACAUAUAGCUGCAGGUGAAGAGAUAAGAGACUGUGGAUUACUGCAGAAACCAGAUAGUUCAGUUUUGAACCUCAAUGAACCGUACACAGGUGGGUCAAGCAGCAGCCAUGACCAGAGUUGUUCAAAAAGGAAAAAGUUGCUUCAUAAGCUUAAGAAAUGGGUGGAAGGGAGUGAUCACAUGAAAGAAAAGCAAGAAAUCAAGUGCCUUGGCAGGCUUUCUGUUUCAGAAGAAGCAGAGGAAGAUCAUAUAACUCAUGCAAGGAGGUCUUGCUCUAGUGCAUAAAUCAAGAAAUUCUUGAAAUUUCUAUGUCCUCGUACACAAUUAUCUAGAGGAAGAUAAAAAUCAUUAGCAAAUACCCACAAUUGUAUUGCUAUUACAAUGUAAUCAACACCUGUUAAACCACACAAAACUCAAUACCAAGUGGUCAUUUGAAGCUGUUCUUCCUUCUGGAGACUGUACACCCAUCUGCAAUUCUAUCAUGCACUUUCAGUUUUAUCAA
Manihot esculenta (cassava) is the source of this 1662-nucleotide messenger RNA. RefSeq names its product protein CHUP1, chloroplastic. The coding region runs from base 156 to 1445 and encodes 429 amino acids. Lineage: Eukaryota; Viridiplantae; Streptophyta; Magnoliopsida; Malpighiales; Euphorbiaceae. The transcript is spliced from 3 exons. The record is from RefSeq and is a predicted model, not a curated record. Gene Ontology annotation, cellular component: chloroplast outer membrane. Gene Ontology annotation, biological process: chloroplast organization.